GAGGGAGAAAUGCAGAGGCAGCAGCAGCAGCAGCACAGACAUUGCUCCAGCGCCUGCUAAUCACUCCAGUGCCAGCCACCGAGCCAGGGAGACACAGGCACCCAGGGCAGGACCCUCUGUCACCCCAGGACGUGCACAGGCUAUACAGCAAGGGCUUAAAUCAUGGGAGGAAAGUUGAGCAAGAAGAAGAAGGGAUACAAUGUAAAUGACGACAAAUCAAAAGAUAAGGACAAAAAGGCAGAUGGAGCAAACACGGAGGAAGAAGGGGCAACUAAAACUAACGAGGAGACUCAACCUGUAGAAAAUGCUGAUGCAAAAGAAAUUAAAGAAGAGAAAAAUGACAAGGAACCGCAGGAUGCUGAAAACAAAACUGAGGACAAAGAAGCAGAGACGGAAAAAACAAAUAAGGAUGCAGUACAAAAAACAGAAUCUGAGAAGACAGAGGCUUGCUCUGAUGCCAAGGUGGAACCUCAGAAUGCUGAACGACCUAUAUCCAAGCAAGAGGAACCAACUGUUGCAUCUCCUGCUCCAGCUGCCAAUAGUGAAGGCACUAAAGCCUCUGAACCUACCGCUGAAGCAAAAGCUUCCCAGCCUUCAGAAGCACCAGCACCAAGUAAAGUAGAUGACAAGAGCAAAGAGGAUGGGGAAGCCAAAAAGACUGAGGCUCCCUCCGCACCAGAGGCCAAAACUGAGACCGCUCCAGCUUCAGACUCAAAACCUAGCAGUGAGCCUGCUCCAUCUUCCGUGAAGUCUCCAGAACCUGAAGCAACUAGUUCUUCUACUAAGGCCUCUGAGCCUGCAGGACCAGCUGAUGAAGUUAAAGCUACUGAAACCCCAGCAGCUAAUUCUGAUCAAACCGUAGCAGUUCAAGAGUAAGAUGGACAGCCUGUUUGAAAUAACCACUUAAAACAACCUGCGAUGAUGUUUUGUUUUGUUUUUGAUUAUAUUUUUUUCAGCUAUACUAACAAACUUGGUUUAGAUUUCAAAUAAAUACAUGUAAUGCCCAAAAAUGAUAUAAAAAUCCAAAUAGUAUUUUUGUGAGGGAGAAAAUGUACAAAUGCACAUUCCACCAACUCUGUCAAUCAAUAAGUAAAUUAAGUAAGAUUUAGAUAUAGAAACACUUUUACAUCUGAGCAGCAGCUACAAAAAAGAAUGUCCACGUUCAGUUAUGACUUUUUGUUUUCCCUUCUGCAAUAAGAUUGCAGGAGAAAUGUUUUUGAAUUUGCCCGUAGGGCUUGUGCCAAGGCAAUCAAAUCUUUUUAGGAUUUAGCGUUCAUUUUCAGUCAAUUUUUUUAAUGCAGUGAAUAACAGCCAAACGUUUCCAACAGAACCUACUCUAGCUGUCUCUUAUUCCUCUCCAGAUAUUUUGGAAGUAACAACAUCCUCAUUCUACUUAGUCUACCUAGAUUUUUCAUGAUGAAUUAAUGCAUGUCUGUGGUUGGGUGCACCUGUAGUUCUGUUUAUUGGUCAGUGGAAUAAUAAAAAAAAGUCUGCGUUGAUUUGCAGUUCCAGUUUUUCUUCCAUUCUAUGUCACAGACACCAACACAACACUCAUUGGAAAGCGAAGUACCGUAACUAAAGAAAAUGUAAAAAAAAUUGCAAAAUUAUGAAAAGAAAUUUAAAAAAAUAAAAGCAACGGAAGAUGUAAAAUGGAUGCAUUGAAAAUAUAUGUAAUUGUAUAAAUGGUGCAACAGUAAUAAAAGUAAAACAAUUAAGAAA
Molecule: messenger RNA, 1719 nt
Organism: Bufo bufo (common toad)
Lineage: Eukaryota; Metazoa; Chordata; Amphibia; Anura; Bufonidae
Gene: BASP1
Product: brain abundant membrane attached signal protein 1
Exons: 2
Coding region: 163-876 (237 amino acids)
Biological process (GO): negative regulation of DNA-templated transcription
Cellular component (GO): cytoplasm; nucleus
Molecular function (GO): transcription corepressor activity; transcription cis-regulatory region binding
Source: RefSeq, a predicted model, not a curated record